Molecule: messenger RNA, 721 nt
Organism: Suncus etruscus (white-toothed pygmy shrew)
Lineage: Eukaryota; Metazoa; Chordata; Mammalia; Eulipotyphla; Soricidae
Gene: TMED1
Product: transmembrane p24 trafficking protein 1
Exons: 4
Coding region: 8-691 (227 amino acids)
Biological process (GO): Golgi organization; endoplasmic reticulum to Golgi vesicle-mediated transport; intracellular protein transport
Cellular component (GO): endoplasmic reticulum; COPII-coated ER to Golgi transport vesicle; endoplasmic reticulum-Golgi intermediate compartment
Source: RefSeq, a predicted model, not a curated record
GACCCGGAUGAUGGCGGCCGGAGCGGCCCUGGCCAUGGCUCUCUGGCUAUUACUCCUGCUAGUGGGAGCAGGUGGGGCCGGUCCGCCGCCGAUCCAGGACGGCGAGUUCACGUUCCUGCUGCCCGCGGGGCGAAAGCAGUGCUUCUACCAGUCGGCCCCGGCCAACGCGAGCAUGGAGACCGAGUACCAGGUGAUUGGAGGUGCCGGGCUGGACGUGGACUUCACGCUGGAGAGUCCGCAGGGCGCGCUCCUGGUCAGCGAGUCCCGCAAGGCGGACGGGGUGCACACGGUGGAGCCCACCGAGGCAGGCGACUACAAGCUGUGCUUCGACAACUCCUUCAGCACCAUCUCGGAGAAGCUGGUGUUCUUCGAACUCAUCUUUGACAGCUUGCAGGACGACGAGGAGGUCGAGGGCUGGGCAGACGCAGUGGAGCCCGAGGAAAUGCUGGACGUCAAGAUGGAAGACUUCAAGGAGUCCAUGGAGACCAUGCGGGCACGGUUGGAGCGAAGCAUCCAGAUGCUGAUGCUGCUUCGGGCCUUCGAGGCGCGUGACCGGAACCUGCAGGAGGGGAACCUGGAGCGCGUCAACUUCUGGUCGGCUGUGAAUGUGGGAGUGCUGCUGCUCGUCGGGGUGCUGCAGGUGUGCACGCUCAAGCGCUUCUUCCAGGACAAGCGCCCUGUGCCCACGUAACGCCCCACUGGGGGUCCCUUCUGGACACUU